GCGGCGGAAGUGGCGCCGCCGGGAGAUCCUGUUCCGCUCGGAGGCGCUCCGGGGCAGCAGAGCCCGACUGCGGCUGGGGCAGGAAGAGCCUGGGCGAUGGCUGACAUGGAGCAGCCUUGCAGCUGAGGCCCCGCCUUCCCCGCCGUGUGGUGGGGGCCCACCAGGAUGAACAAACUGUCUGCGGAGCUGGCCCGCGACUUGGAGCGCAGCCUGCCAGCCGUGGCCUCCCUCAGCUCAUCACUGUCCCACAGCCAGGGCCUCUCCUCGCACUUCCUCCCGCCCCCUCCGGAGAAGCGCCGUGCCAUCUCUGAUGUCCGCCGCACCUUCUGUCUCUUUGUCACCUUCGACCUGCUCUUCAUCUCCCUGCUGUGGAUCAUUGAGCUGAACACCAACACAGGCAUCCAGAAGAACCUGGAGCAGGAGAUCAUCCACUACAACUUUAAAACUUCCUUCUUUGACAUCUUUGUCUUGGCCUUCUUCCGCUUCUCGGGACUGCUUCUGGGCUACGCCGUGCUGCGGCUCCGCCACUGGUGGAUGAUCGCGGUCACCACGCUGGUGUCCAGUGCGUUCCUCAUCGUCAAGGUCAUCCUCUCUGAGCUGCUCAGCAAAGGGGCGUUUGGCUACCUGCUCCCUAUCGUCUCCUUUGUCCUUGCCUGGUUGGAGACCUGGUUCCUUGACUUCAAAGUCCUACCGCAGGAGGCCGAGGAAGAGCGAUGGUAUCUUGCUGCCCAGGCUGCUGUCGCCCGUGGACCCCUACUCUUCUCUGGCGCUCUGUCCGAGGGCCAAUUCUAUUCACCCCCAGAAUCCUUUGCAGGGUCUGACAAUGAAUCCGAUGAAGACGUUGGGAAGAAAAGCUUCUCUGCCCAGGAACGGGAGUACAUCCACCAGGGGAAGGAGGCCAUGGCGGUGGUGGACCAGAUCUUGGCCCAGGAGGAGAACUGGAAGUUUGAGAAGAACAGUGAAUAUGGGGACACCGUGUACACCAUCGAGGUUCCCUUUCACGGCAAGACAUUCAUCCUGAAGACCUUCCUGCCCUGCCCCGCCGAGCUGGUGUACCAGGAGGUGAUCCUGCAGCCGGAGAGGAUGGUGCUGUGGAACAAGACCGUGACUGCCUGCCAGAUCCUGCAGCGAGUAGAGGACAACACCCUCAUCUCCUACGAUGUCUCUUCGGGGGCCGCGGGCGGGGUGGUCUCCCCCAGGGACUUCGUGAACGUGCGGCGCAUCGAGCGGCGCAGAGACCGAUACCUGUCCUCGGGCAUCGCCACCACGCACUGCGCCAAGCCCCCCACACACAAAUACGUCAGGGGAGAGAAUGGUCCUGGGGGCUUCAUCGUGCUCAAGUCAGCCCGUAACCCCCGAGUCUGCACCUUCAUCUGGAUCCUGAAUACAGAUCUCAAGGGCCACCUGCCCCGGUACCUCAUCCAUCAGAGCCUCGCGGCCACCAUGUUCGAGUUUGCCUUUCACCUGCGGCAGCGCAUCGGAGAGCUGGGGGCCCGGGCGUGACCGUGCCCCGUCGCCACCCUGCAGGCCAGGGUCCUGUCACCGCAGCCUUCAGAGCCAGAGAGGGGGCCAGUGGGGCUUCCCGCCACCCACAGAGGACCUGGCCUCAAGCAGUGGGGAGGAAGAAGUUUCCUCCUGUGGCAGCCCCUUGGCCUCAAGCUGCCACCGUCCAGCAUGCUUCGCUGUGCCCAGGGGCCGUGAGCAGGUGGGGAGGUUGGGCACCUGGACUCCGGGGCUCUGCCGCCCAGGCGAGUGGGCUCUACGCUGCCGAUGUUUACACAGUGCCUGGCCCUGCCUCCUGGAGGACGAGAUGCACGGCGCCCUGCCUAGCCGGGGGCAGGGUCUGGAAUGGGAGCGGCAGCCUCGGGGCGAGAGCGCCAGGGCCCUGAGCGGGCCGGGGGUCAGGGCGGCCUGGUCACUGGUCACCAGUGUUAAGGUGCAGGAGCCCCUUCGUCUGCCUGCUAUCUCAUCAUGGUUUUUUAGGAUUA
Messenger RNA from Leptonychotes weddellii (Weddell seal), 1988 nucleotides. It is a transcript of the gene STARD3, whose product is annotated as StAR related lipid transfer domain containing 3. Gene Ontology annotation, cellular component: late endosome; endoplasmic reticulum membrane; endoplasmic reticulum-endosome membrane contact site. Gene Ontology annotation, biological process: cholesterol transport. Gene Ontology annotation, molecular function: cholesterol transfer activity; cholesterol binding. Lineage: Eukaryota; Metazoa; Chordata; Mammalia; Carnivora; Phocidae. The record is from RefSeq and is a predicted model, not a curated record.